This is a messenger RNA of Diplodia corticola, 813 nucleotides long. RefSeq names its product phosphoserine phosphatase protein. The record is from RefSeq and is a predicted model, not a curated record. The transcript is spliced from 5 exons. Lineage: Eukaryota; Fungi; Ascomycota; Dothideomycetes; Botryosphaeriales; Botryosphaeriaceae. Gene Ontology annotation, molecular function: phosphatase activity. Bases 1 to 813 code for a protein of 270 amino acids.
AUGUCUGGCACUCCUGAUCUCUCGGCGCUGAAGUCGGACCCCAAGUUCGUCUUCUUCACUGAUUUUGAUGGCACCAUCACCCUUCAGGACAGCAAUGACUUCAUGACCGACACGAUCGGCUUCGGCCACGCGCUCAGACGCCAGGGCAACAUUGACACGCUCAACAACGUCAAGACGUUCCGCGAGUCGUUCAAGGAGAUGAUGGACAGCAUCGACAGGCCGUACGACCAGUGCAUCAAGUACCUGGUCGAGAACAUCAAGCUCGACCCCGGCUUCAACGAGUUCUUCAAGUGGUCGCUGGAGAACAACGUGCCCGUUGUCGUGCUCUCGUCCGGCAUGGAGCCCAUCAUCAAGGCCCUGCUCGAACACCUGGUCGGCCCGGACCACGUCAAGAUGCAGGUUAUCGCCAACAACGUGGCCACCCGCGCCGGCAAGAGCAGCAUCAAUGAGAAGGGCGGCUGGGAGAUUGUCUUCCACGAUGACAGCGGAUUCGGACACGACAAGUCGCUUACCCUCCGCCCCUACGCCCAGCUGCCCGAGGCGCAGCGUCCCACCAUGUUCUAUGCGGGCGACGGCGUCAGUGACUUGAGUGCCGCGAAAGAGUCGGAUUUGCUCUUUGCCAAAAAGGGCCACGACCUGAUCCAGUACUGCGUGCGCGAGGACAUCCCGUUCACCGUCUUCGCCGACUGGAAGGACAUCCUGGCCAAGGUCCAGGAGAUUGUUGCGGGCAAGGUUACCGUGCAGCAGGCGGCGAAGGAGGGCCACGAGCAGUUCAAAAACGGGCAGGCGGGUGUCAACGGGCACGCCAAGUAG